AUGGAGGAGGACGUCACGGGCCACGGGGAGGGCAUGGCGUCGGUGCGGGACUUCGACCCGCUCUCGGGCACCAUCCCCGCCACCAAAGUGGAGCUCACCGUCUCCUGCAGGAACCUUUUGGAUAAAGACACGUUCUCCAAGUCUGACCCAUUGUGUGUGUUGUAUACUCAGGGCAUAGAGAGCAAGCAGUGGAGGGAGUUUGGCAGGACUGAAGUCAUCGACAACACCUUGAACCCCGACUUUGUGCGCAAGUUCAUCCUUGAUUACUUUUUUGAAGAGAAGCAAAAUUUGCGUUUUGAUCUGUAUGAUGUGGACUCUAAGAGCCCUGAUCUGUCAAAACACGAUUUCCUGGGUCAGACAUUCUGCACCCUGGGCGAGAUUGUUGGAUCUCCAGGAAGCCGUUUGGAGAAGCCUUUGAUGAUGGGAGCAUUUACAUUACAUUCCAGAACCGGGAAGCCCAUGCCCUCAGUCUCCAAUGGAGGGAUUCCUGGGAAGAAGUGUGGCGCCAUCAUCCUGUCUGCUGAGGAACUGGGUAACUGCAGAGAUGUGGCCACAAUGCAGUUUUGCGCCAACAAGUUGGACAAGAAAGACUUCUUCGGGAAAUCUGACCCUUUCAUGGUGUUCUACAGAAGCAACGAGGAUGGGACGUUUACUAUCUGCCACAAAACCGAAGUGGUGAAGAACACUCUGAACCCCGUCUGGCAGUCCUUCUCCAUUCCCGUGCGGGCCCUCUGCAACGGAGACUACGACAGAGCUAUAAAAGUGGAAGUGUAUGACUGGGACCGGGAUGGCAGCCAUGAUUUUAUUGGGGAAUUUACAACCAGCUAUCGAGAAUUGGCGCGAGGACAGAGCCAGUUCAAUGUCUAUGAGGUGGUGAAUCCCAAAAAGAAAAUGAAGAAAAAGAAGUACAUUAACUCAGGAACAGUGACAUUGCUCUCAUUUGCCACAGAAUCAGAGCACACAUUUCUGGACUACAUCAAAGGAGGGACCCAGAUCAAUUUCACAGUGGCCAUUGACUUCACAGCUUCCAAUGGCAAUCCCUCGCAGUCUACUUCCCUUCACUACAUGAACCCUUACCAGCUCAAUGCAUACGCUAUGGCACUCAAGGCUGUCGGCGAGAUCAUCCAGGACUAUGACAGUGACAAAAUGUUCCCAGCGCUCGGGUUCGGAGCCAAAAUACCACCUGAUGGCCAUGUGUCUCAUGAGUUUCCCUUGAACAGCAACCCUGACAAUCCUCACUGCAGUGGGAUAGAAGGAAUCCUCGAAGCCUAUCACGACAGCCUCAAGAACGUCCAGCUCUAUGGCCCAACUAACUUUGCACCGGUGGUUAACCAUGUGGCUAGGUAUGCAGCUGCCGUGCAAGAUGGUUCCCAAUAUUUUGUUUUGCUCAUCAUCACUGAUGGUGUGAUAUCAGACAUGGCUCAGACGAAAGAAGCUAUAGUCAAUGCUGCCAAGCUUCCAAUGUCCAUAAUCAUUGUGGGAGUUGGACAGGCUGAAUUUGAUGCCAUGGUAGAGCUGGAUGGAGAUGACAUUCGAAUCUCAUCUCGGGGGAAGAUUGCUGAACGUGACAUUGUCCAGUUUGUUCCAUUCCGGGAUUACAUUGACCGCACAGGAAAUCAUGUCCUGAGCAUGGCUCGGCUGGCGAAAGACGUCCUUGCUGAGAUCCCAGACCAAUUCAUCUCUUACAUGAAAGGGCGGAACAUCAAACCCAACCCAGCCCCACCUCCAUACACCCCCACUGGCCACACCCUUCAGACCCAAAUCUGAGAACAAGAAGAGGAAAAGAGCACUUGAGUCAAGUGCCUACAAAACACAAGUCACUCUCUUGUGUCCAUUUCUUGUGGAUAGCCGUCCAGGCAGUAAGCACACCAUAACCUGAAAGUCCACAGUGUACUCUUUAGCCCCAAAAGUCCACUUUGG
Euleptes europaea (tarantolino) is the source of this 1920-nucleotide messenger RNA. RefSeq names its product copine-5. The coding region runs from base 1 to 1767 and encodes 588 amino acids. Gene Ontology annotation, cellular component: plasma membrane. The transcript is spliced from 21 exons. Lineage: Eukaryota; Metazoa; Chordata; Lepidosauria; Squamata; Sphaerodactylidae. Gene Ontology annotation, biological process: cellular response to calcium ion. The record is from RefSeq and is a predicted model, not a curated record. Gene Ontology annotation, molecular function: calcium-dependent phospholipid binding.